Messenger RNA from Prorocentrum cordatum, 468 nucleotides. The record is from the annotation of a GenBank genome assembly. NCBI's taxonomy places the organism in Eukaryota, Dinophyceae, Prorocentrales, Prorocentraceae.
GAACCCCUGGAUUGGGCGGCCACCAGGGCGACGGCUGAGAAAGCUAUCUUCGUCGCCGAUUGGCGGGGCGUCGAGGUGGCGCGGACUGCGCUGGACGCCGCGCGGCGAGCCAUCUCGGACGCGAUGGAGUUGGAGUUACAGAGUCGACGACGUCCGCGUCUGGGUUGGGUGGAUCUGCUCAACGCAAAUCAGCGACUGGCGGUGCAGAUGGCUUCGAUGGUUGACCAGUCCGAAGCGCAGGCCGCGCUGCACCUCGUUGAGAUUGGUUCCCAAACCUUCGAGGCCGAAGGGGUUUCGGCUAGGCUCGACCUCGCUGUGGCCAAAGCUUGGCAGGUGGUGGCCACGUGGCCUCGCUCCCUUGAAGGACUAGCCGGCUGGGUCGACCAGUUCGCCGAACUUCAGGAGGAAUUGGAGGGGGACCUCUCGGAGGCGAGGGGAAGCCAUGACGGGAUUGAUAUGAAGGAGUAG